This is a messenger RNA of Histoplasma capsulatum G186AR, 3048 nucleotides long. RefSeq lists its product as uncharacterized. Lineage: Eukaryota; Fungi; Ascomycota; Eurotiomycetes; Onygenales; Ajellomycetaceae. The record is from RefSeq and is a predicted model, not a curated record. Gene Ontology annotation, molecular function: metal ion binding. The coding region runs from base 1 to 3048 and encodes 1015 amino acids. The transcript has 4 exons.
AUGUCUUCCCCUGAGAAAAAGAAUUAUUUUCAAGUUCUGCAAAGGUUUAAGCCAGAUUAUUCUCCCAACUACUUCACCCAGUAUGAAUCCGAGAGGACGGGGAUGAAGGUGGUGGUCAUUGACCAGAAAGGCCCAAAGGUUUCGGGGUAUUUUGUUCUUGCCACAGAGAUUCUUGAUGAUUCUGGUGCACCUCACACUUUAGAGCAUCUUUGCUUUAUGGGAUCUAGAAACUAUCAAUACAAAGGGUUCCUUGAUAAGCUUGCUACUAGAGCCUAUUCCCAUACAAAUGCCUGGACUUCUACAGACCACACCGCAUACACGUUGUAUACUGCGGGCUGGGCUGGAUUUGCACAAAUUCUGCCCGUCUACCUUGAGCAUAUCAUUGAUCCCACUUUAACGGAUGCCGGUUGCUAUACUGAAGUGUACCAUGUUGACGGUACGGGCAAUGAUGCAGGUGUGGUCUAUUCGGAAAUGCAGGGCGUACAGAAUAAAUCAUCUGAAUUGAUAGAUUUGAAAUGCCGACGCCUGCUGUAUCCGGAAGGCAUUGGCUUCCGUUACGAAACUGGUGGAAUGAUGGAACAACUCCGGGUUCUGACAGCCGAACGUAUCCGUGCAUUCCACAGGAAGAUGUAUCAGCCGAAAAACCUAUGCUUAAUCAUUACGGGAGAAGUUGACCACGACAACAUGUUGCAAAUUCUGAAUGUAUUUGAGAGCACGGUCCUUGACGUGAUCCCAAGCCCUAAUGACCCCUUCAGAAGACCCUGGAUGGAAUCGCAACCAAUACCCCCGCUAGAGAGGUCGAUUGUAGAGAAAGUUGAAUUCCCCGAAGCAGAUGAAUCUUUCGGCGAGAUUGAGAUUCGAUUUCUUGGUCCGGAUUGCAGUGAUACCCUCCUUAGUGAUGCGCUCGAUGUGGUUCUUCUCUAUCUUGCGGGUUCCUCCGCAACGAUCCUUGAAAACACCCUUGUGGAGAAAGAACAUCUCACAAGCGCUGUGUAUUACUCCACAUCCCAGACACCUCGAACCGAAAUCUCUUUCACCCUCACCAGUGUAGCCACCGAAAAGCUUGAGCAGGUCGAGCGGCGCUUCUUUGAGGUGUUAAAAGAGGCCAUGCAAAACGAGAUUGAUGUGGAAUAUAUGCAGGAGUGUGUGCGAAGGCAACGUCGGAGCUGGAAAUUCUCCACUGAGUCCUCGGUCUCCCCUUUUGCGCACUAUGUAAUCUGCGAUUUCUUGUUCGGCAAGCGGGAUGGCUCUACUCUUCGCCACGUUGCAAGUCUUCACGAGUACGAUGAGUUGGAAAAGUGGCACGACCACCAAUGGCGCGCUUUCAUCAAACAAUGGAUAUCCGAUGCCCCCCAUGUGUCAAUACUAGGAGUGCCGUCCUCCAAACUUGCCACCAAAUUGAAGGAGGACGAACAAUCCAGAAUCGCAGAACGGAAGAGAGCUCUUGGAGAGGAAGGCCUAAAAAAAUUAGCGGAAAAGUUGGAGGAGGCCAAGGCCGCAAACGACAAGCCUAUACCUCAGGGAGAACUGACCAAAUUCGAAAUUCCUGGGGUGGAAUCCAUUCCUUUCAUCAAGACAACAACAGCAAAAUCGGGACUUGCUCUUAGCACGGGUCGUCCUAAUAACCGAAUUCAACAACUAGUCGAUGCGGAUGCGCCGGAUUCGCCUUUGUUCAUUCAUUUUGAGCACGUCGCCAGCAACUUCAUCCAGAUCUUCCUGAAUAUCUCAACCACAUCUGUGCCAGCAGAACUGCGUCCGCUUCUAGCCGUAUACAUGCAAGCUUACUUCAACCUUCCUGUUCUUCGAAAUGGAGAAAAAGUUCCCUUUGAGCAAGUCAUUGUCGAACUGGAGCGGGACACAGUUUCCUACAAUAUGGACAUUGGGCAUCAUAACCCUGAGAUGCUCAUCAUUAGCUUCCAAGCGGAACCAGACAAGUAUGAUGCUAUCAUAUCCUACAUCACCGAACUUUCAUGGGAAUCUAUAUUUGACGUGGAGCGGUUGAAGGCCAUCACCACUCGGUUGCUCUCUGAUGUUCCAGAUGCUAAGCGUAAUGGGAGUCGUAUGGUAGAUGCGGUGCAAACGAUGGUCUCACACACCCAGGAGUCAAUUGUCCGUGCCAUGACACCUCUAACUAGAGCUUUAUAUCUGAAACGUACCAAACGCCAGCUUGAGCAAAACCCUGAAGUCGUUGUGGCCCGAAUGGAAAUCAUUAGGAAGCAGCUCUUCCGAUUCGAAAAUUUCCGAAUAUUUGUCAUCGCAGAUAUGGAUAAACUUCGCAACCCUUCAUCAGCGUGGGGGCCAUUCGUCAGUCGACUGGAUGUUACUCAGCCACUCAGUCCGAUCAUACAACUACGAGAUCGUCUGAAAGAUGUGGCCAAAAACCCGGGGACCAUGGCGCAUCUCGUUCCGAUGACGACCAUUGACUCCUCCUUUGUGCUCACCAGCGCCAAGGGUCUGGACUCCUACAACCAUCCCAAACUCCCGGCCCUCUUGGUGACCAUUGCCUAUAUGAAUGCGGUGGAAGGGCCACUGGCCUUUGAGGAGGGAAAGAAAAUUGUCGAAAACCAUUUGUCUGGGGCGGAACAAUUCGACCCACAUAUGGCCCUCGAGGGCGCCAUCAGCAGCAUCGUGCUUGAUUUCGUCAAUGAGGAGACAACGCAAGCUAGUACAGCACUGGCCAGUUUUGUCCGGCAGGUCAUCCGGGGAUUGCCCAGUGACUACCAGGAGAAGCUACUGCGGAAAGUUAGGGAGAUUGGUAUUGAGGAGAUCAAGGAGAUUCUAAGGGAUUUUGUCUUGCCCCUUUUUACGCCUGGCAAGUCUGAUAUCAUAAUUGCCUGCGGGAGGGUGCUUGAAGAGCCUAUCAAGAAGGGCUUCGAAGGAGUUGGCUACAAACCGGAAGUGCGCAGUCUGAAAUUCUUUGAGGAUGACUAUGGAUUGAAGCUCGAGGGAGGCGAAGACGACGAGGACGAGGAUGGGGAUGAGGACGAGGAAGCCGAGGAAUCGGGGAGUGAUGACAGCAUGGACAACGAUGAUGAAAUGGCAAAUUGA